AUGGCGGAACAGAACGACGACGUGUAUCCGUUGGCGUUGCUGAUGGAUGAGCUCAAGCACGACGACGUUGCGAACCGUGUUGCUGCGAUGCAAAAGCUCGACACCAUUGCGCUCGCGCUUGGUCCAGAGAGAACAAGAGAAGAGUUGAUCCCAUUCCUGAAAGAAGUGGCACAGGACGAUGAGGACGAGGUGUUUGCCGUGCUGGCAGAGCAGUUGGGCCACUUUGUGCCACUUAUCGGCGGCUCAGAGCACGCUGAGAUUCUAUUGCCGGUGUUGGAGGUUCUAGCUGCCACUGAGGAGCCGGUUGUCAGAGAUAAGGCUGUGGAGUCCUUGAACGAGAUUGCGUCACAACUAUCCAUAGAACAGAUCAAGGAGAACUUCUACCCGCUGGUUGAAGGGCUGGCAGACACAGAAUGGUUCUCCAGUAGGGUGUCAUCUACUGGUCUGUUCCAAAGUAUUAUCGUUAGAGUGGAUGAAACCACCAGAAAGAGCUUGUUGACGACGUAUUCGAAGCUGAUCCAUGACGAAGGUCCAAUGGUUAAAAGAGCCGCUGCAACGCACUUGCCAAAGAUUGUUGAUUUACUCAGAGAAAACCCAUCUUGCUCCAACGAAGAAGAUUGGGACUUGAUCUCGUCAAUGUUCCAAUCCCUCACAACUGAUAAACAAGACUCUGUGAAAUUCUUAUCAGUGGACGUUCUGAUAUCAAUUCUACAAUUCUUUAACUCCAGAAAGGACGUCUCACAUCAUCAAGACUUGUUGAAUAGCGCAUUGCAGUUGAUUCAAGAUCCAAGUUGGAGAGUCCGCUACAUGGCUGCAGAUCGAUUUGAACAAUUGGCUGUUCAAUUCGAAGGAAACGACCAGCAGGUUGGAGAGUUGAUCGAACCGUUCUUGGGACUAUUGAAGGAUAACGAAGGUGAGGUCAGAAAGGCAAUUGCAAAACAGCUUCCAGGAUUCAGCAGACUUGUCAAGAAGGAGGUUAUCCUGGAGAAAAUAUUACCGCAAGUGGAGGAGUUGAGCAACGAUCCAUCAGAAAUUGUAAGAAGUGCAUUAGCGAGUGAAAUCACUGGACUCACCCCGCUAUUGGAUAGGGAAGUUGUCAUUGAAAACCUUUUGCCAAUCUUUUUGACCAUGUUGAAAGAUGAAUUUCCUGAGGUUAAGCUCAACAUCAUUUCAAAACUCAAAGUUGUUAACGAUGUUAUCGGAAUUGAUCUACUGGCACAAUCGCUAUUGCCAGCCAUCUCAGACCUCGCUAAGGACAAGCAAUGGAGAGUUAGAUUGGCAAUCAUUGAAUACAUUCCACUGUUGGCUGAACAGCUUGGUGUUGGUUUCUUUGAUGAAGAGUUGGGUAACCUUGUCCUUUCUUGGCUAUGGGACCCAGUGUACUCCAUAAGAGAAGCAGCAGUCACCAAUCUGGAGCAAUUGGCCAAGAUCUUUGGAUCGAAAUGGGCUGAUGAAGAAAUCAUUGAAAGAAUCCUGAAGACUGAUGAUACUACGCUUUCAAACUUUGUCUACCGUUUGACCUCACUCUUCACCCUAACCAGAUUAAUCCCUGUGGUUGAUAAAGAAAUUGUACUUGACAAGAUCUUGCCAUUUGUCAACAACUUGGCGCAAGACCAGGUCCCAAACAUCAGAUUUAACGUUGCAAAGAGUUACCUUGUCAUAGUGCAAACCCUGUUGGACAAAAUUCCAGGCGAAGAACGUCCAGUCCCAGACGACAUUGAAAGCCGUAUAACCUACGUCAACAAGUUCAUCGUCCCAGUAGUUGAAACUUUGAAGAACGACAGCGAUUCAGAUGUGAAGUACUUUGCUACACAGUCAUAUGAUGCCAUCCAGAAGCUCGUUGCCAAAUAG
Williopsis jadinii is the source of this 1851-nucleotide messenger RNA. It is a transcript of the gene TPD3, whose product is annotated as protein phosphatase 2A structural subunit TPD3. The record is from RefSeq and is a predicted model, not a curated record. The coding region runs from base 1 to 1851 and encodes 616 amino acids. Gene Ontology annotation, molecular function: protein binding; protein phosphatase regulator activity. Gene Ontology annotation, biological process: protein dephosphorylation. The transcript has a single exon. NCBI's taxonomy places the organism in Eukaryota, Fungi, Ascomycota, Saccharomycetes, Phaffomycetales, Wickerhamomycetaceae. Gene Ontology annotation, cellular component: cytoplasm; protein phosphatase type 2A complex.